AUGAAAGGUUCUAAGCGUGUAUUUAUAUACUACGGUCAUGCGAAUAUGGAAGAAUGGAGUGCAAUGCUUGCUUGUGAAUCUUGUAACGGAGGAACUAACUCAUUAGAUGAAAUGAAAGGAUUAAAAGCUUUUUUGGAUGAACAUCCCGGGAUCGAUGGCCUUAUUCUUACAGGUUUAGAGUAUGACAGUAAUACUGAUGAAUUUAUGGGAUAUUCUGAAAAUUUAAAAACAUAUCUUGAGGUGAUGAAAAAAAGUUUUCCUAAUUUUUUUGUUGGUCUUGAUUUAUCAGGACGAUUUCUAAUAGAUCAUUUUACCAACCCAAGGAUACCUUGGUUGGAUAUUACUACAGUAGAUUCGGUUACGGAUUUUUACGUUGUUUCUGUUGUAUUCUUGAACGAAUGCACUGGCAAUGACUUCAGAAAUGGAAUAGCUCCAAUUACUGCAUCAUAUACAAAUUAUACGUUGGAUAAAUUAAAAGAUGUAUUAAAGCAGGCAUCUAUUCCGAAAGAAAAAAUACAUUUUAAAUUUAAAAUUAACCCAACAUCUGAUCCCAAUGAUUCAUUUACGUAUUGUGAUUUGACCAUGGAGAAGAUUUGUUUGCAACCACAAGAAACGUGUACAUGGUGUGUAGAUACUUUAAAAUCAUUUAAUGAAAAGGGCAAUUAUGCCAAUAAAUAUGGAGCAGGGUUUAUAGGUUCUUCUAUAGAUUUUAAUGACCCCGAUAACUGCUGUAAUUGUGAAAAACCAUUCCCUGGGUUCAAUGCUAUUUUAGAUGGAUUUAAUGGUGUCACUACAAAACCUUGUGAUUUAUUAAACAGAAACUAG
Rhopalosiphum maidis (corn leaf aphid) is the source of this 825-nucleotide messenger RNA. RefSeq lists its product as uncharacterized. The record is from RefSeq and is a predicted model, not a curated record. The transcript is spliced from 6 exons. Lineage: Eukaryota; Metazoa; Arthropoda; Insecta; Hemiptera; Aphididae. Bases 1 to 825 code for a protein of 274 amino acids.